This is a messenger RNA of Ricinus communis (castor bean), 414 nucleotides long. RefSeq lists its product as uncharacterized. The transcript has a single exon. NCBI's taxonomy places the organism in Eukaryota, Viridiplantae, Streptophyta, Magnoliopsida, Malpighiales, Euphorbiaceae. Bases 1 to 414 code for a protein of 137 amino acids. The record is from RefSeq and is a predicted model, not a curated record.
AUGAAAAGGAAAUAUCAAGGAAGUGAGAGGGUACAAAGAGCCCAAUUACAAGCUCUCAGAAGAGAAUCUGAAAUCCUUGAAAUGAAAGAAGGAGAAACCAUUGUCGAAUAUUUCUCCAGAGUUAUGAUGGUGGCAAACAACAUGCAUAACAAUGGAGAGACAAUGCAAGACACUCAGAUUGUGGAGAAGAUUCUGAGAACUCUCACUGAGAGAUUCAAUUACAGAGUUGUCUCGGUAGAGGAAUCAAAAGACAUAAGCUGCCUCACAGUUGAUGAACUUCAAAGUUCACUUAUUGUCCAUGAACAAAAGUUCCGAAGAAAGAUCAAUGAAGAAGAGCAGGUGCUCAAAGUGACUCAAGAGGAGAGAAGCGGAAGAGGAAGAGGCAGGAGCACGUUUGGAGGGUACCGAGGAUGA